Pimephales promelas (fathead minnow) is the source of this 1802-nucleotide messenger RNA. Its product is annotated as monocarboxylate transporter 13. Gene Ontology annotation, biological process: transmembrane transport; monocarboxylic acid transport. The record is from RefSeq and is a predicted model, not a curated record. Gene Ontology annotation, molecular function: monocarboxylic acid transmembrane transporter activity. NCBI's taxonomy places the organism in Eukaryota, Metazoa, Chordata, Actinopteri, Cypriniformes, Leuciscidae.
AGUUUGUAAAUAGAGAUCCCCGCUCACAGCAGUGGCAGCAUCACACUGCUAGCCUACUAUUGUGUUACACUGCGAUGAACAUGAAGAGGACCUGACCGAGUACAGUACAGUACAGGAGAGGAGAAGAGUGCGGUGGCACCUCUGGCAAAGUGGGAAGCAAUUGUCAGAUUCAGCAUGGAGAGGUAUUUGUCCACCCCACCGGAUGGAGGCUAUGGCUGGGUUGUGGUGACCUCGGCCUUCUUCAUCAUGGGCCUCACUGCUGCUGUUCACAAGAACUUUGGCUUGUUUUUCCUUGAAAUCCAAAAUCACUACAGUGUCCUUACUAGCACUACCUCAUGGAUGACCUCAACCACCAUUGCUGUGUUUCAUUUGGGUGCUCCUCUUGCCAGUGCUCUCAGUAUGCACCUGUCCCAUCGCACUGUUAUCAUGGUCGGAGGGCUUCUGGCUGUCUCAGGAAUGAUUAUCGCCUCUUUGGGCCUCAGUCUGCCUUGGAUGUAUCUGUCUGUGGGUAUACUGCAAGGACUUGGAAUCUCAUUUUCUUGGACACCAGCCAACAGCAUGGUCAGCCAUUACUUCGAACGCUGGCGCCCCAUUGCCUAUUCGAUUGCUAGUUCUGGAGAGUGUGUCUUUGCGAUGAUGUUCAGCCCAUUUUUCCAAUGGCUUAUCAACAGCUAUUCUUGGCAGGGGUCUCUACUCAUCAUCGGCGGUCUUCAGCUGAAUCUGUGUGUGUGUGGUGCUCUGAUGAGGCCCCUUCAAACCCCUAUCCAAGGCAAACUUGUGCUGGACUCAAAAGAUGAAAGCAGGACAUCAAAAAAAGGCACAUUCCAGUGGGAUCUCAUUCAGAGGCCUGAGCUGCUGCUAUAUAUUGUGUUUGCCAUCUUGGCUGCGGCGGGUUUCUUCAUCCCACCUUUGUUUCUAGUGCCGUAUGCCAACAGUUUGGGCAUGGGGCAGUACUGGGCUGCCUCCGUUCUGUCAGUGCUGGCAUUGGCGGACAUGUUUGGCAGACUGGCAUGCGGUUGGCUGGCUAACCUGCGGCUCGUGAGAAACUUGCAGCUGUUGACUAUGGUGGUCACUGCACAGGGGGUGGUGCUGUUCCUGCUGCCCAUUUCACAAAGCUACUGGACCAUCCUGUUCUUCUGCUCGCUCUAUGGCUUCCUGUUCGGCUGUGUGGUGGCCAUCCAUGUGACGACUAUCCUGGAUAUUGUUGGACUGGAUGGGUUUGAUAGCUCCCUAGGGCUCUUCAUGCUGUUUCGAAGCUCUGGAGGAUUUGUGGGUCCACCUGCUGCAGGCUGGCUGGUGGACUGGACUCAUGACUUCGGUGCUGCUUUCUACUUGUCUGGCGUCUGCCUUGUUUUGUCUGGGGUUUUUGUGGUUCUUGUUGACAGGCUGGUGGAGAAGAAAAAACACAAACUACCAGAUACAUGUACUGAGACUACAGAUCAUCCCAUGCAUAAAGCGGACAUUGCAGAUGUUUAAAAGCCAUUGAUGAUAAUGUACCAGUGUUUUUUUAUAUGUCAACUUUUAUCUGUUUAAAACCAUAUUGUGUUAAUGUUUUUACCUUUCAAAAAGGAUGCAGGCUUGUUAUUAUCUCAACCUCUCACCCCAUAACUUCCAAGCAGUGAGAGAUUAGUUUAAGACUGUGGCAUCAUUGCCACGUUUAAAGGUGCAGUGUGUACUUUUAGCGACCUCUAGCGAUUCGGUUGUGAGUUGCAGUAAGGGCUCAGCCCCCUCCCUUUCGAAGAAGCUACGGUGGCUAAAACAGGACAAACAUACCGUCGUCUGAGACAGCAGAGAACAGCCAG